AAAUAAGAAAAUUAAUUUAAUAAACACAAACUUGAAAAAGAAACAAUGUUAACACGAUUAAAAUGGCUAUUGUUAACGUCGUUAUUGAAUGUAAAUGCAGAUAAGGGAUUAUUAAAAAGGAAAGGUGACGCACGUCCUAUUGUACUUAAAAUGGACCCAGACCAAGUAGCAGAAACAUUUAAGUCUAUGUUAUAUUCACCAUAUUUUAAAGACAUGGCUAACCAAAUUGCAGCGAAAGCUGUUGAGCAUUAUAUAAGCGACGUAAUUCACAAAGAUCCUUCAUCAAUGAAUGAACAAACGAGAGACUAUGUAGCGAAGCAACGACCGAAAUAUUUCGCUCAACACGCACCACAACAGAUUCAGCAGCAACAGUUAAAACAGCAACAGGUAAAGCAGCAACAGUUAAAGCAGCAACAGUUAAAACAGCAACAGUUAAAACAGCAACAGUUAAAACAGCAACAGUUAAAACAGCAACAGUUAAAACAGCAACAGUUAAAACAGCAACAGUUAAAGCCGCAACAGCUUCAACGGCAACAGCCGCAACAGCAAGACGUAGAAAAGUCAUACAACGAUGUAAUUAUAGACCAUAAUGAGAAGAACAAUAUACCAGCCGCAACUGAUAUGAUUUUAACUGACCGUGAGCCACAGUCCCAUAUAUCUAAAUUAAAGGAUCUAGAACCAAAACAAAGUGUAUUAAACGAACAAGUCGCUUAUGCACUUUUGAGAGAUCCUUCUCCUGACGGAGAUUUAGGUUUAGGUUUAGAUUCGUUGGAACAACCAACGUCUCCCAAACUUCCGCGGCCACCGAAAAAAAUAAAUGGAAUGUACUUCAGGAAACGUCGUCGUCGAAUAUUUUCAAAGUAACUUGCUACAUUUUUGAAUCGAUAGAAAUCCUAUACUUGGUAUAAUAAGGCCGUAUGUGAUUGUGUGUCAAAAGUGCUUCCAUCACAUGAACUCACUACUUGAAACAAAUUAUGUACAUGUGAAUAUCUAUUAACCUCUGUCUUGAAAAGUUGUAAUUUUGCAGAUGUGGCUUUAUUAAACCAGGGGCGCGAAACAUUAUUUGAAAUAAAUGUGCUUUCGCUAUAAAUCA
Hyposmocoma kahamanoa is the source of this 1093-nucleotide messenger RNA. RefSeq lists its product as uncharacterized. The transcript is spliced from 2 exons. Lineage: Eukaryota; Metazoa; Arthropoda; Insecta; Lepidoptera; Cosmopterigidae. The record is from RefSeq and is a predicted model, not a curated record. Bases 46 to 864 code for a protein of 272 amino acids.